Messenger RNA from Coffea eugenioides, 714 nucleotides. RefSeq names its product early nodulin-93. The record is from RefSeq and is a predicted model, not a curated record. Bases 68 to 406 code for a protein of 112 amino acids. The transcript has 4 exons. Lineage: Eukaryota; Viridiplantae; Streptophyta; Magnoliopsida; Gentianales; Rubiaceae.
AGAUUCUUGAGGAGGCAGUGUAGGUGGAAAGAAAGAAACUAAAAAGAGAAACAAAAAAUAAAAAAAAAUGGGAAUUCCAUCAGAAAUGAGAAAUACCUGGCUGAAUAAAAGAAGAGAAUCGUUGUGGAUUACAUCUCCAGCUGAAGAAGAGAAGAUUCGUCGAUCAAGGGAGUGCACUCGAGAAGGUGUACGUGCAGGAGCCAAGGCAGCUGCAAUUGCUUGUGUUGCCAGUGCUAUCCCAACGUUGACUGCUGUUCGAACAAUUCCUUGGGCUAAGGCAAAUCUCAACUAUACUGCCCAGGCACUCAUUAUAUCUGGCGCUUCUAUUGCAGCAUACUUUAUAACUGCAGACAAAACUAUCUUGGAGUGUGCCAGGAGAAAUACACAAUACGAUAAAUCAGCUUAAAGCGAAGGAGGAUCUGCUGGUGUAGUUGCAACAUCUAGUAAUUAUGUACAUCUCCUGCUAUGGCCACCACCGCCUGCAUUACUGCAUAUGAGUUGGAUGUUGUUUUCCAAAGUUUUGUGUAAUGCCUAACCUAAAUCUUUCUUCGAUGUCUCUUCUAGGUAGAAUUCGAAUCAGAACUGCCUUAUCUUUAUGCUUCACUUAAGCGCAAGGUGGUGGUUCCACAUCUUCCUUGGUUGGUUGUUUACAAACGCUUGCUAAGGUGCUUUUUGCUUGGGUUCUAGGACAAUUUCGUCAUUCUUGAUUUUCCA